Messenger RNA from Puntigrus tetrazona (Sumatra barb), 2668 nucleotides. Its product is annotated as vitelline membrane outer layer protein 1-like. The transcript has 5 exons. The record is from RefSeq and is a predicted model, not a curated record. Lineage: Eukaryota; Metazoa; Chordata; Actinopteri; Cypriniformes; Cyprinidae. Bases 1731 to 2369 code for a protein of 212 amino acids.
AAAUUCUAGUCCAUAACCCAUAAAAAUGCUUCUUCUAGCGUAACAGUGGUCCGGUCUGAAUCAAGAGAGAAAUCCACACAGAACCAGAACAAACAGUGUCCACAAGCCCAAAAAUAAAUCACAUUUGGCAGAAUUUGACAGGAAACCUCAGCAUGCGCUUGACCUUUAAGCCCUCAGACGGCACUGCAUAAGAAACCAUCAUGCUGCGGUGUUUAAUGAAGCUAAACAGGCUCAUUUACCUGCUGCGGCAUCUUUCUCUUACUGUAACAGAAAGAUAUACGUCAUUUCAAUGCAGGGCCAGAACUCAUCUCAGAUAAAAAGACAGUGGAAAUGUGUCCACGUUUCAACGCGUUUCCUGGAAAAAUGGAUUUCCAGUUCUCAGUCCCAAAGACACUUUGUGUGUUCUGUUAUUGUUUAAUUAAUUUGGUCUUUUUUUUCUCCAUAUUGCUGUGCAUGCCUAAUUUCAUUCAUUUAAAAUACUAAAUCAAACGUUUAUGUUUAUAUGCUUGUGCUUCCACAUGCAGGUCAUUGGCAUUUGCUCAGUAUAAAAACUAUGAAAAUCUUCUGAAGCAGCUCUUGAAAAAUCAGGCAGCUGUUCCUUUAAAGAGUUUUACUAACCCCGGAUCAGGUGUACAGUAUAAUAAAAUGGAUACACAAUAUAUUUGCCCAAAUACAACAUAUACAGCAGGGUAAGCCUUAGUGAUUAAACUUUGUUUGUGGUUUGUGCUUUAAUAAGCAGACAUUAGCAGAGUAUUAAUGACUGGAUUCUGAAAUUCAACAUGCAUUUUCAAAUCACAGGCUUUCGUGACGAAAUCGCAAUUUCAGGAUUCAGUUGCAGUAAGGGUUCUUUGUUGGAAGUUGAAGAGUUGGGCGACUGGAGCAUACGCUGCAUGUGUAUGUGUGUGUGAUGCAUACGCCAACAUACACACAUUGACACAUACAGCAGAGCUACUGUGCUUUAUUUUUGCGUUUCAAAAAUCUGACUUUAUUCUCUAAGCACCUUGUAGCGUCACAUCUCUUUGCAUCAAAUUUGACAUCAGAUGCUUUGUUACAUUAAUGCACGUGGCAGACAUACGUUGCAAAUCUGUAAGAAAACUUAAAAAGGCUCAACCAGGUGAGACACGGGGCCCAAAAUGCUGAUCUAAAUUAUCCAGAUAGAAAUUUGUUACACAUUCUCAAUUGAUACUUGGACUAAGCAGCAUUUCUCAAAAAAAGGUGAACGGCACAAUUGCUCAAAAAGUUGACUGGUGUAUCAUCAAGCGAAGGUCACGGGUUCAAAUCUCAGGAUAAUUGAGAAUAAUCAGAAUAACCAGCACGUAAUAACCAGCAGGUCACUUCUUACCUCUGUGUGUGUACACCUUUCCUUAUUUUUAGAUGGUUUUUCUUAUUUCUUCACUUUUGACUUCCUUUCGCUUGUAUAAUUUCCUGUCAUUAUGUGCACAUCACAAACACAAAACGAGAACACACUGGUGUACCCAAACACACACACAAACUCGCAUGCUCGUACACCCAUCUUAAUUGUUUUAUUUCUUAAUAUCCAUAUAGGGUAUGAUUAUUUUGAUUGGACACCGCGGACAUCCUGUAAGUUGUUGUAUGAACGCGUGUUGUAUAAAUAUGACCCGUCCUCUUUAGUAAAGUUUUAAUGAAGAAUUUUACGGUAGCUCUCUGUAUUGCUUGAUCCAUUAAUUCAUUUGAAUCAGUUAUUAAUUAAUCAGUCCAGCGCUGCAGUAAUGCAUCAGUUCAUUUCCGUGACGUUUUCACUGCUAGUCAUUACCGAGCUGCGGGUGAGCGUUCAGGCCGGAGAAACACGUCCUGAGCGGAGCAUCAGCAGACAUUACAUAUCAGAGCUGACUGUGAUGAACGGAGGGAGAUGGGGGUCGUGGGGUCACCGGGAAAUGUGUCCGACUGGAACGUACGCCGCAGGCUUCAGUCUAAAGGUGGAUCGUACCUAUGCUUUUUUGGGUGACAGCACGGCACUCAACGGGAUUCGUCUUCACUGUGUUAAUACGAAUGCUUCAGGUUUUCCACACUCGUACGACAACUACGCCUCAAUUCAUUCAGAUGUAGGCAGCUGGGGUCGGUGGACAGAUAUCAAAUGGUGUCCUUCUGGAUUCCUGACCGCUUUUCAGCUGAGAGUCGAAGGCUCUCAAGGAGCCGGUGACGAUACGGCCGCAAACAACAUCAGGUUCAAAUGCAGUGGGAGGUCUUUCCUGCUGGGUGACGGCACACACUGGGGCGACUGGGGCGACUGGAGCAACAUGUGUGAAGGAAAAGGGAUCUGUGGUAUUAAGACACGGGUAGAAGAACCUCAUGGCACAUGGGGAGACGACACCGCUCUCAAUGACAUGCGCAUGUUCUGCUGCAGUUAAGGUGUUGGAGGACGACAACAAGAAGAUCAGAUGGAUCUUAUUGAUAAGCAUACUGUUAUGAGCUCCCAUUAUCCAUGUCAUACAAGAGCCAUCACAAAAUAAAGCCUAAGAUGUAUUUAGGACCUCACCGAAGAGCAGCGCAAAUCAUUAUUACAUGACAAUACAAAGUGUAUCUUUUCAGUUCAUGCAUUUCAAAUCCAUGAUCUCUAUACUCUACAUUACCUGUAACGUUUUUGUAUUUUUUUUUUUAUGAGGGUGUAAUCAUAUCCUAACAUCUAUUAAAUAUUAAUUUAGAUUGA